Molecule: messenger RNA, 4252 nt
Organism: Acanthoscelides obtectus
Lineage: Eukaryota; Metazoa; Arthropoda; Insecta; Coleoptera; Chrysomelidae
Source: the annotation of a GenBank genome assembly
GUUAUUUUCAUUUUUCCUCAUUAGAUGGAGCCACAACCGCACCGACAUCUAGCGGGAAGUGAUAGAAGUAUAGUAGCACUUGAUAUUUUCUUCACAGAAUUCAUUUUCGUAGUAUGCUAACGUUGAUCACAGGAUGGUGCAAUUUUUUGAUGCUAAAUCAAAUCGCCAUUUUGCAAUUUAGCCCUUUAAAUCCCAAGCCUUAUGAUAAUUUGAACAAUAUUUGUAAUUUUGUAGUAAUUAUGCAUAUUUUGGAAAUUACUAAAACCUAUGGUAGUGAAGGAAUAGAAUUGUGGUGAGAAUAAGAAGGUGGCUGUGAAGAAAAUGUGCUCUGGCGACAAACUGUCACUUAGUUUAGUAAACAUAACCUCAGGACUAGGUAUAUCUGCAUGGCUUUUAUCUAUUACUAGAUACUGUCGGAUACUGCAUAACAUAUUUGAAGAAGUGCAAGCAGAGCUUACUUCAGGUUAAAAUUUUUUCUACGAACAAAAUGGAAUUUUCCGAAAAAGAUGUUCAGGAGGCGCAGGUUUUUGGUGAAUUUUACAUCGAUAAAAUGGAGAACCAUAGGAACACAUUACAAUAUUAUCUUUGUGAGAAUGUUGUACUGGAUUGGUUUGGCAAAACGGUGAAGGGUGAUAAAACCGUAAGCGCCUUUUUGAAGAAAACCUUGGCAUCAGUGAAUCACAUCAUGACUGAUGCUGUACCAGUGAAAAAAAUUGGAUUCAGAGAUACACACGUUGUUAAUGUUCCUAAGGAACCAAAGUUUAUUCCAAUGGGUCUAAUGACUCCUCCUCGAAUAUGCCAUCAGAAGAUGUUAUUCAAAACCCCCAAGAAGCAAAAUGGUGCCUCAACUAGCAGUCUGUUCCAACCAAAAGAGAACAACAAGGAGAAAGGCCAGGGAGAUGGUAUCCACAAUCUUUUAGACGUGGAAACCUCUCCUGUCAAAAAAUUCAAAGCAUCCAAUGGUGAUCCGGUAGUGAGCAACUUAGAGCUAGUAGAAAGUGAAUGUGAUCUGGUAAUGCCUCAAGUUAAGUAUGUCCUAAUGGACGGUGCCAUAGAAUUCCAUAAGCCCAGCUCUAAAAAACUUCAAAGUGAGACUAAGUGGAAGAGACCUAGUAAGUUAAGUGUAGCUUAUUCUAAGACGAACUGCGAAUAUACGAUUUAUUUGAUCAUUUAUGAAGGGAAUGUGAAGUGCAGAAGGAAUCUUUUGAAGGAGUUUGAGGAGGAAGAGCCUGAAAAUUGAUUUCGUGGAAGAAAUUGAUCUUUAUAAUUUUUCUCCAUUACAUUUUGAUUUGACUUUCGAUGCAAGUGGUAUGUAUAGCUUACAGAUGCUCUCAAAGAGCGUGGCUUCCUUUGAUUAUUGACAUUGACAAAAAAAAAUGGUAUGAUCGGGCACAAUAUACUUGCAAAGUGAUAUUGAGUUAUUUUUUGUUCCAUUCUCUGGACUUACGGGUGACAGGAGAGUUGUCUUUGCUUUACAUUUUCGGAAAAACAGUUCCAAAGCAAUUUUAUAAUCAGUGUAACAUAUGUAAUUUAGGCGGUUGUCUGUGAUAGUUUGCAAUCUAAUGUCUUGGUUGCAUCAACAUAUACAAUGGUGGUCAAAAAAAUAAGAGUGGGCAUUUUGAAAACCAAUAACAUAAUUAAAAGUCAGAUAUAUAUAUAUAUAUAACUUGAGACGUGGUCAUUGUCGUUUAGACCAGUUAGGUGAAAAAUAAAGCUUUUGUUGGGUACUCCGACAAAAUUCAAGCAAAGAGGACUCUUUAUACUUUAUUAAUCUCUAGCUUUCAAUGGACUUUGCCAUCUUCAUCAGGAGAGUCGUAUGUGAGAUUGUUGCUAAAUGUUAUUAACGUUUAGGUGGAGGGAAACAACCAGUAACCUGGUGAAUGCUGGAUACAUGGUACAUUCGUCAAAACUACACACAGCUGUAGGUCAGGAACAAAUUAAAACGGAUUAAAAAUAUUUAAAACAAAAGUUAAAAAUUACAUCGUGAACCACCUGAUGCUGCACAAGAUAGGUGAUCAUGUGCCCAUUGAAAGCUAGAGAUUAAUAAAGUAUAAAGUGUCUUCUUUGCUUGAAUUUUGUUUUUAGUACCCAACAAAACGCAGAAGCUUUAAUGUUCACAUAUAUAUAUAUAUAUAUAUACAUAUGCUACUUAAGCAAUCUGUAAUCAACUUUAUAAUAUUAGUAAAGACUCGAAAAAUAAAAGUUAACAAUUAAGAUUUUGUGAAAAUACAAGUGGUCAAAAAAAUAAGAGUAAAUUUAACCAAUAGAUAAAACAGACAGAACACUGCAUUUAAUUAACAUAUUUUUAUUUCUAAUUAACGAAUAUUUUUAGUACUUGAUAGUAACCCUUGUUCUUCAGGACAGCACCACAUCUGCUUGGCACUGAGUCGAUAAGUUUGUGGCAGGUUUACGGAGGUAUUGAAUACCAUGUUUUUUUUAACUUCUUUCCCAAAGUAACUUUUGGUUUGUUGUAUUUUUGUGUGAUAUUCGAUGCUUCAAUUCCAAAGAUUCAAGUCAGGAGACUUUGGAGGCCACGGCAAAACUUGAACUUUCUUCGACUGGAACCGUGUUUUACUACCUUUGCUGUAUGCUAAGGAUCAUUGUCCUGUUGGUAGAUCCAACGUAGUGACAUAUUUUCCUCGGCUUCGGUAGCAUAACAUUCUCCAUGAUUGUAAUAAAUUCCUUGUCAUAUUUCUUUUAUACAAAAAUAGGUACAGUACAGUCCCGCUAAUCGGAACAUCCGGAUAAUCCGAACGGCUCCACGGCGAAAAUUUUAUAAUUUUAAGGACGCAAAUCGGUGAAUAUUUCAAUAUAAAGUAACCUUAGUUCAAAACAGUUCUUUAUUUAAUAUUUACGCACUGUACAUCAAGUUAUGGUACAAAUUUUUAAAUGGAAUAAACUACAGAACAGAACACUAAUGUUUAGUAUGAAAAAUUGUACAACAUAAGAUUAAAUAUAUAUAAAACAUGUACAGUACAGUACUGAUAAUGUAGUGAACAAGUACCUUAUUACAUGACUUCAGUUAUUGUUUUCUGACGCAACGAAGACAGUCUUUUCGAUGAUGUGUAACGACUGACGGCCAACAGUACGGGCACACGCACACGCAGCCACACUGUCAUUGAGUCAGGACAGUCAAUGACCGAGCUAAUCCGUUACUCCGGCCAAUCCGAACAGGGGUCGGUCCGAUAUUGUUCGGAUUAUCGGGACUGUACUGUAUAACGCCAGAAUAUGAAAAGCAACCCUAUAUUUUUAUGUUCCCUCCGCCAUGCUUAACCGUUCCUAUUGUGUAGCACGAAUUCAGUUCCCUAUUUGGACCUCUCCUUACGUAAACCCUUCCAUCAGAUCCAAACAAAUUUAUUUUUGUUUCAGCGCUAAAAAUGACAUUUUUCCAAUUGCGACUGUAGGUGUCGUUUAGAUUAUUCCUUGCAAACUCCAUUCGUUGCAGUAUAUGCUUUUUAGAUAAAAGGGGAACUCUUCUGGCAACUCUGCCAUGAAGAUUCAUUUCUUGCAAACGUCUUUUUAUUGUUCUAGUGCUGCUAGAUAAGCCUAAUUGAUGUUUUAUAACGAAUGAAUUACCAAAUGGAUCUCUAACAGCUUCAGGAGCAAUCCUUUUAUCCAUACGUGGCAUUGUUUUUCUUGGACGACCUCUUCUUUCUGGUUGUUUCUCAGCAGUUUUUUGUUCUUUUAGUAUUUUAGCUCUCACACAAGGGGAUCUUUUAAGUACACUCAAAAUAAAUGCGUAGGUUUUGUUUUGACUUCGCAUGUGUAAUAUUAAACGCCGUUCUUCUGGCGUACAAUGUUUCGCGCGUGCCAUGUUGCAAAGAAAGGACCGUCAAUAAACUCUGCAAGUACUGUACUAAGCAUAGAAAUAUUCUACUGGCUAUAAUAGCAAAAACAUUUAACAUACUCUUAUUUUUGGUCCACAAAAUUUCCCAUACAUACUAUAACUGAUAAAAAUGAAUAGCCUUGACAUUCCAAAUGUGUAUUUUUUCAGCAUGUAAAGCAUAAAUCUUAAUCUUGUGUAAUGCACUAUCCAAGAAAAAAAUUACUUUGCAGUCACCUUGACAAUUUGGUUGUUACAUAACAUUUAAGAUAUUUUUCUUUUACACUCUUAUUAUUUCUGACCACCACUGUAUAUAUUUGCCAGGUAUACUAUAUGCGGAAAUAACAAGUUUGUAAAAUUACACUGACUUAGACGCCAAUUGAUUGAUCAGUAUCCAAGACGACAGUUUUUUAUCCUUGAGCAUGUCAA